Molecule: messenger RNA, 1346 nt
Organism: Phragmites australis (common reed)
Lineage: Eukaryota; Viridiplantae; Streptophyta; Magnoliopsida; Poales; Poaceae
Product: PLASTID TRANSCRIPTIONALLY ACTIVE protein 6, chloroplastic-like
Exons: 6
Coding region: 60-1094 (344 amino acids)
Cellular component (GO): plastid-encoded plastid RNA polymerase complex
Source: RefSeq, a predicted model, not a curated record
GGGCCGGAGAAAGCCCAAAGGCCAAAACCUUCCUCCUCUUCCCCUCCACCCAAACGAAAAUGGCGACCGCCCCUCCUCUCCUCCUCCUCUCCUCUCGCCCCUAUCCAUUACGCUGCCGCCACCGCGGGGCCUCUCCCCGCAUCUCCUCCAGUCCCAAGCCCAAGCAUAAGCUGCCCCUUCUCAUCCUCUCCCUCCGAGCCAACCCGGCGGCGCCCCUCCGGCGCAAUGUCUCCGUGGCCUACGGUGACGACGACAUGGACGACGACUUCGGCGACUUCGACCCCGAAGACGCUGAAGGAGACGACGACGAACUCGACAACGAGCAGGACUACGACGUCGACUACGACCGCCUCCUUGCCCCCGUCAACGCCAAGCCCCCGCUGCCUUCUUCACUUUCCGGGGGGAACGGCGACGAGGGGGACAUCGCCAUGGUCGCCGCCGAGAGCUUCGUCUCCACGCAGGACUCAGCCUCCGACACCGUCGUCGACUACUCCGUCGACGAGGAUGAGUUCCACAAGAUCCGCCUGCUCCACUGCGACUUCCUUAUCCGCAAGGUGCCUGACCCCGACGAUGACGUCUUCGACUUCAGAGAGAUGUAUGUCACACCACCCGACACUGACACCUACUCCAUUCCGAGAGUUCUUGCCCCCAUGCCGCAGAAGUACGUUAGAUGCACGAAGAAAAACUUUGGCUGCUACAACGUAACUGAGCCACCAGUUGAGCAUUUGCGUGACCCGCUGUACAAGACUGAAAGGGAGAUCAAGAAGGUCUUCUUAACCAAACACUACAGAAACAGGCGUUCUGAUGACCCAGAUUUCUUCCUUGAUUUUGAGGAGAUUUAUGUCAUUGACUCAAAAACAAGGUCAAUCACAAGAGCGAAAGUUGUGGUUAGUGUUCCUGAAGGAAAGAAAAGAGAUAGGGGAAAUGACCUGCUACUCAUACGCGAUGGAGGGGAGUCUUUUAGAAUAAUUGACAAGACUAAAAGGGAUGAUGCAACCACUGUCAUCCAAAGAGAAGAGUGGGCAAAGUCGAGACAAGAUGUGGAGAAGCAUUUCAGGAAGCUCAGAGACUUUGACUACUCAAAUUGGUUCUGAAGGAAUGGCUCUUGUAUUUCUUGCAGAGAAAAAUGACAUGCAGAGAUUUUGCUGUCUUUGCUGCUGAUUAAUUGUCGCAAGCAACCGGUUGAUCAAGAUAGAAAUGCCAUCUUGAAAGUAGAUAGGUUGUGUGUAACAUUAGUUGUAGCAAGUAGAAUUGUAUGCCUGCACAAAAAGUGAAAGAUUCUGGUGAAUGUGCUACUUUGUUGAGUAGCCAAGCUAAUGAAUAUGUAGAACUUGAGCUUCUUUUUC